GUGCUCUUCCGGAUUCAGAAGUGGGCAGGUCUUGAGAAGUGGAUUAUCAACACUAUCUGGGUGUUUAACGUAAAGCUAGGAGUCACGUGUGUUGCCAGUAUGGCAAUGUCAUAAGCCUAUGGUCAGGAAACAAGGUGACAUGAAGAUUCCAUUCAAAGGAGAAUAUAUCUUGGAUAUUGUACGCCACUGACAUUCAACAACUGUUACAGCUGCAUAUUGAGACUGGGGACAGUUAGCAUAGCGUUUUCAGUAUCAAGAUGUCUAUCGUCCAAGUGGUUGGAUCGGGUGUGAAAGCCAGUGCCUCAGCAGACCGAACAUCAUUCAUAGGAGCCAGAGUCCCCAAGGAAGUGAAAGCACUUCCCAAGCCACUUGCCAAACUUGACAAGGAAACUUUCAGAAAAUUGUUGAAAAUGGUGGUUGCCGCCAUGGAGGGAGAGGAAGUCCAGCACAAGCAGAUCAAAGAAAUCAUCUCCAAUGGUGAAAGUGAGGAGUCGCUGACAGCCAUGUACACUGGAUUGUACACACUGCUUCGUACAGCUCUCAGGCACCCUCAAACAUCACUCAAGAUGGAGUUAUUCAAGAUUGACUUAAAUGACUUACAAAUACCAGAAGAGUUUCAGACAGACAUUGCCAGUGUUAUCUUUGGAAAUAGGAGACCCAAGAUCGAUAAACAUGCCGUUGCUGGCCGACCCCACCUACCAAGUCUAGACCUGUUUAGAUGGAGGGUAGAUGUAGCUAUAUCAACGAGUGUGUUGAACCGAGUGCUAGAACCCACGGUCAUGAUGGAGAUGACUCUCAGCAAUGGCAGAAUCCAUACAUUUGAGGUGCCAGUUUCAAAAUUCCAUGAACUACGAUACAAUGUUGCAUACGUGUUGAAAGAGAUGGAAGAUUUAGAGAAAAGAAGUAUACUGAAAAUACAAGACUGAGUGAUUAUAUUUUAGAUGCAUUGUUAAUAUAUGACAUGUUGCCAUGGUUACCAUUGUUACGACAUCACAGCAUUCCUAUGUUUCAGGUACACAUUAUGUAUAUUAUAUUCACAAAAAUAUUGCCACCCAGAGAAAACUUUGUUGAAUGAUUGAUGGAAUGAUUUGUUGAAAAAUGACACCAGCAAACUCAUUGGAAAGUAAUUUGUAUAUCCAGGGAUAUAUUCCAUGCUUAAGGCAAAUUAUGAAUACUUUUUUGGGGGUGGGGGGGG
Haliotis rufescens (red abalone) is the source of this 1195-nucleotide messenger RNA. Its product is annotated as COMM domain-containing protein 5-like. Gene Ontology annotation, cellular component: nucleus. Lineage: Eukaryota; Metazoa; Mollusca; Gastropoda; Lepetellida; Haliotidae. The transcript is spliced from 7 exons. The coding region runs from base 258 to 926 and encodes 222 amino acids. The record is from RefSeq and is a predicted model, not a curated record.